Molecule: messenger RNA, 738 nt
Organism: Acanthosepion pharaonis
Lineage: Eukaryota; Metazoa; Mollusca; Cephalopoda; Sepiida; Sepiidae
Source: the annotation of a GenBank genome assembly
AUGAGGAAAAGUAUAGACAAAUGCUGUAGUAUAAUAAACCUGUUAUCUUUCCUCCAAUGUAACACUGUUGCCUUAGUUUUGGUUUGCCGUAACUGUUAUUGUCGACAGAUGGAUCUAAUCACAAUGCAACAUAAAGAUAACAGUCCUGAUACACAGUUGAUACAUUCCAUGGAAACUGUUCCUCCUGCACCUGACCCAAAUACUGUAGAGAUGGAUGAUAUUGAAUUCACAAGCCCAAAGCUUGAAGAAAUUCUACAAGAUGAAAAUUAUAUUGAGGAUGCUACUGGUUUGGUUCCUCAUUGUCUUGCCAUCUUAAAAAUCUGCCAUGAACUGACCAAUAAGCUUGUUGCUAUGGCAAUGGGCAGUUCUCAGCAAAUUCAUAUGCAAGAAUCAAUGACUGACCUCAUUGCAAUGGCAAAACGGAUUACUCCACGGGUGGAUGAAGUUGUACGAUCAAUGUAUCCACCCUUGGAUCCACGUCUCUUGGAAGCCAGGUGCACUGCUUUAGUUCUAUCAGUCAAUCAUCUUGUAUAUGUUGUGAAGAAUGCUUACCGUUUGGCUGGAACAUUGGACUGGGCUGAUCAGUCUCUUGCUGAUGUUGAAGACCAUCUAAGAGUAUUGAAGGAAGCAAGUAUUGCAUAUGAUAUCAAUUGUCGUAUUCUACCCAAUAAUUCUACCACCAUGGACAAUCAACAACAGGCAACUGUCACAAUAAGAGAUGAAUCUUCACAGGUGUAA